Messenger RNA from Neopelma chrysocephalum (saffron-crested tyrant-manakin), 6238 nucleotides. RefSeq names its product 3-hydroxyacyl-CoA dehydratase 4 (gene HACD4). Gene Ontology annotation, biological process: very long-chain fatty acid biosynthetic process; sphingolipid biosynthetic process; fatty acid elongation. Gene Ontology annotation, cellular component: endoplasmic reticulum membrane. Lineage: Eukaryota; Metazoa; Chordata; Aves; Passeriformes; Pipridae. Gene Ontology annotation, molecular function: 3-hydroxyacyl-CoA dehydratase activity. The record is from RefSeq and is a predicted model, not a curated record. The coding region runs from base 105 to 764 and encodes 219 amino acids. The transcript has 7 exons.
GAGGAGGGGUGAUCUCCUAACAAACAGCUGUUGCAGCUGCAGAGAGGAAAAAGGAGAAAGCUCAGGAGCAGCAGAAGAAAUUCGACCCUUGCAACAGCUUUACCAUGAACAUGUACCUGUUUGUGUAUGACUUAAUGCAAUUCUGUGGACAUUCAUGGAUAUUUACAAAUAUGAUCAUCAGGUUCAUGACAUUUGGAAAAGAUUCGUUGGCUGACACAUUUUACUCCAUAGGACUUGUAAUGCGUGUUUGCCAAUUGUUAUCUAUACUGGAGAUCCUGCACAUCCUCACUGGCAUUGACAAAAGCCGUCUCUUCCCCAGGUUUUUGCAGAUCACUGAGAGAAUAAUUGUUUUAUUUGUCGUGAUCAACAGUCAGGAAGAAGUUCAAGGGAAAUAUGUCGUGUGUGUUUUAUUUUUCCUUUGGAAUUUAUUAGAUGUGGUCAGAUACACUUACAACAUGUUGGCAAGGAUGGGAAUAUACUACCUACCAUUGACAUGGCUCAACUUCUCACUGUGCAUCCCUCUUUAUCUCCUUUCAGUUCUGGCUAAAGCAUUUGCAAUUUGUGUAUCACUGCCUUAUUUUGAAUAUUUUGGCACAUACUCCAUCAAGCUACCAUUUCCACUCGCCUUCUCAAUCUACUUCCCCUAUGUUCUGAAAAUGUACCUGCUAGUGCUCUUUACAGGUAUGUGCUUUAUCAUCCAGAACCUCUUCUCCGAGAGAAAGGCACACCUAGGGACAGGCAACAUCAAGAAUAAAAGAAGCUAAAUCGAUAUUUUGUUUCAAAAUACAAAAUAUGCUCCUAGUGGACCGCUGUAUAUCAUAGGUUAAAAAGAAACUGGACAAAGAUUUUCCAAUGCAACACUCCUCUUUGCAUGUACAUCAUCUGGCUGUGUACAAUUUUCAGAAAGGCAGGUCUCUUGAAUGCACCUCAAAAAUGGAGCAACUUUGGAAAACUUUUGAAAGUUUUGACUAAAAAUUACUGGAGUUUUUAAUAUUAAUAUAUUUUUUCUAACAUACUAGAGAAUUCUGAACAAACUGAACAGUGCCUCCACUCACAGUCACACCAACAACCCUUAUUUCAGUAUUAAUUCUUACCUCAUUGGCAACAAAUACUCUGUAAUGACAAUUACCAUUUAAUCUGUAAGAUUACUUUAUAUUAGGCCAACAUGUAUGUGCCUGAUAUAUAAAAGUUAAAAAGGCUGGAACUGGAAUCUCUCAAGGAGAAGCCAGAACCAUUGCAACCUAUGACUGACAUGCUGAUUAGCCCCAGGCACUCACAUUCUGGCCCAUUCUUCACUUAACAAAAGAAGAUUCCAGUACAUGCAGCUAAACCAGAAAGGCAAGUGAUCAGGUACUCAAGUACUAUAUAUUCAAGGGGAUAUUUAAGGAUCAGAAAUAAAUACUUAUGAUCAUGUAUCUGCCAUGUCUGCCUCUUUCCCCUCAAUGAUUUUCUUCCAUGCUGAACAGCAGACAGAUGUGUGCAAAAGAAGCGGGAUGCAGUCAGGCCAAAUACAUGUUGCUCUUUAAAGGGAACUGAAUGACUACCAAAAACCAUGUGCAAAAUUCUAGGCAUUUUACUCAAUUGCAUUGCUCCUUGUACUUCUGCAGGACUAUCUGUGAGAAUGCAACUAGAUCAUAGGCUCUUCAGAGGCUGGGAAUUAAGAAUACAACAGCAACACAGUGGAUUGUACAGGCAAAAAUAGCCAAAUAACUCAUUUUGGCUGGCAGGGGCUUUUCUGAUGUUUUAUUUGUAUUGAUUAUCACCUGCAUUUCAAUUCAAAUAGGUGGGGCAGAAAAGUGAGGCUAAUUUUUUGAGCUUGACUGAAAACUGUGGGGAGGGAGGCAAGAUAAUAGUAGGAGAGAAUAUAAAAGGAAAAUAAACACUAUCACAGUAUGAAGAGGCUUUUGCCUGUAAGACUUUUUAAACCACGUAGCCUAGGAAGUUCUAUAAGGAAACAGGGAAGCUAAACUAAAGUGUUAUGAAAGGUCACCUACUAUAAUUUUUAUAUAUUUAAUAUCUGUGGCAGGCAAUGCCUGUAGACUAUUGUGACCACUCAGUAUUUGCAAACCAUAAGCAACAAGAUCAUGCAUGCAAUAGUAUAGGGUCAACCAUGGAUUCUUUUUUUUCAAAGCACUGGAAACAGACGGGAAUUCGGAACUUACUAGACAAACAGAAGUACUUCCACUUUGGACUUCUGUCUAACCCAAACUGAUUCCAGUGUGAACAACGUGAAGAAACAUCUAGAACAACUGAAUAAGAUGACCGUUUUGAAGAGGAUAGCCAGAAUAAAUCCAUAUCAAACCACUAUAUAACUUUGAAACAUGGACAUUAUCCCCCUUGGAAAUUCAAUCUAAUAUGUUUGUUAUCAAACUACCUGGAGUUAACAUACCCUAUAGGAGGAAACAUCACAUAUGAUAUUGUAUUGGGUCUAUGUGGCAAGGCUUUGGUAAUGGAGAAGCUGUAGGAAUGGCCUCCAUGAGAAGCCAUGGGCCUCCCCCAUGCCAGAAACAGAUGGUUCUAGCCAGUUCCAAAAUUGAGCCACUGCAGGACACUGCUGAGCCAAACAGGAAAAAUGAUGGCAUCUCUGUCAACAUGUACAUAAGAAAAGGUAAAAAAAUGUUAUGCAGCAGGUGUGAGAAAAAAGAGUAAGAAAAAUGUGAGAAACAGCUCUGCAGACACCAAGGUCAAUGGAGAAGAGGAGCUGCUCCAGGCACUGCAGCAGAUUUCCCUGCAGGCCAUGGAGAUCAUGGUGGACCAGGUUGUCCCUCUGCUGCCCAUGCUGAAACACGCUAUACAGGAGAUAUCUACACUGCAGCUUGGGGAGGACCCCAUGCUAGAGCAGGUGGCUGUACCCUGAAGGAAGUUGCAGCCCAUGGAGAGCCCACACAAGAACAAGUUCCUGGUAGGAACUGUGGCCCAUUAGGGACCCAGGCUGAAGCAGCCUUUUCCUGACGGAUUGUACCCCAUGCUAGAGCAGCGCUUGAAGAGCUGCAGCUUGUGAGAAGGAACCAUCAAGGUCUGUAUCUCACGGGAGGGACCCCAUGCUAGAGCAGGGGAACAGCAUGAAGAAAAACAAACAGCAGAGAUGAAGGUUUAUGAACCAAGUGCAACUCCCAUUCCCUACCCACCUUGUACUGCUUGGGGAGGGAGGAGGUAGAAGAUUCAGGAAUGAAAGAGUAAAGCUAACCCUAGGCAGAACGGAGGGGUGGGGAGAAGGCAAUUUUAGUUUUGUCUUUCUUAGCAUCCUACUCUAUUUUUAACUGGCAAUAAAUUAGUCUUCCACAAGUUGAAUCUGGUUUUCUGAUAGUGAAUGGUAAAUUAUCUCCCUGUCUUGACCCACGAACUUUCUCCCCGUCCUGAUAAGUUGUUGGAGUGAGAAUGGACAUCUGGCAGCCAGUCGAGGUCAAACCUACCACAGAUUAAACCAUGUUUAUUGCUUUAUGUUAAAAAACUGUUCUGUCACUAAGUCUUGCAGCAGGCUAAAAGGCUAGAAUAGGAAAAGGAUUCUUUGAAAUUGACUAUGGGGAGGACUCCUGUAGGCAUAGGCAUGCUUUUGGAAGAAUUCGUAAGGGGAAACUAGAACUUGCUGUUCCACUUAGGAAGCUUUUCUCCCUAUCCCUUCUGCAUUUCAGAGAAAGCUGCAGGGAGAGCUGUGAGUAAGCUCCCUCUGGAAUGCAGGAGAGAUUAGGUUCACAGACAUGUACAGGGCCUCCUCGGGCCAGAGAUGGCAGGGGAGGAGAAAGAGAGCAUAAAAAAAGCCCUGGAAGAGCAGGGGAGCCUUUUCUCUGAGGUCCAGUGCUGUCCUGCAGCACUGUGAGGUUUUUGUAAGUUUUUUGCGUCCUUGCCUUCAAAAUAAACCUUUCUGAAUCCUUUCCACUGCCUUGGCAUUUUUGGGUAAAGUAUCUGCACAUAUUUUACCUUACAGCCCCCAAACCCAAACUGCAAGAAGAAGGCAUGAACCUAAUGUCAGAAGACUUCCCCACCUCCUUCUGGUACAGAGGUAACUUGGGGCAGGCAAUUGGGAGAUCCAGGCAGUCAGACUUCCAUGUGUGACGACAGCAGGCCACUGUACCUUCAGCUCCAAUGCCUCACCUGAGUUUCUGGGAAAGCUCUGGAUUGGGCAGGCAAAAAGAUGUUUAAGACAAUGGCUUUUAUGGCAAAGAGUUGUACUUCAAUGAUUGUAGCCUGUUAGAGAGGGAUGGGAUCCACCUGUCUAAAAAGGGCAAGAGAAUCUUUGGCAGUUUAUGCCAUUAUGUUCUCCUGGGGCGUAGGCAUGGCAGGAUGGGUCGACAAGGGGAGAGCAGUGGAUGUUGUCUACCUUGACUUCAGCAAGGCUUUUGACAUCGUCGUAGGUAAGCUCAGGACAUGUGUGUUAGAUAAAUGGACAGUGAGGUGGAUGAAGAACUAGCAAAGCUCAGAAGGUUGUGUUCAGCGAAACAUAAUCUGUUUGGAAGCCUGUAGUCAGUGGCAUUUCCCAGGGAUCAAUACUGGAUCCAGUCUUAUUCAACUUGUUUAUCAACAAGCUGGAUGAAGGUAUCAAAUGCACCCUUCAGCAAGUUUGCUGAUGAUACAAAGCUGGGGGGAGUGGGUGAUAAACCUGGAAGCUGUGCUGCCAUUCAGCAGAACCUUGAUAGGCUGGAGAGUUGGGCAGAGAGAAAACUAAUGCGGUUCAACAAGGGCAAGUGUAGGGGCCUGCACCUGGAGAGGAAUAACCCCAAGUACCAGUAGAGGCUGGGGGCUGAACUACUAGAGAGCAGCUCUGCAGAGAAGGACCUGGGAGUCUUAGUGGAUGAUAAGUUAAACAUCAGCCAGCAGUGAGUUCUUGUGGCCAGGAGGGCCAAUGGUAUCCUGGGGUGUACUGGGAAGAGUGUGGCCAGCAGGUCGAGGGAGGUGAUCCUGCCCCUCUACUUGGCCCUCCAUACUUGAGGAGAAUUGUGUUCAAUUCUAGACUCCACAGUUCAAGAAAGACAAGGAGCUACUGAAGAGGGGCCAUCAGUGGGGCCAGAUCAGGGGUCUGGAACAUUUCUCUUAUAAGGAGAGACUGAGGGAGCUUGGCCUGUUUAGUCUGGAGAAGACUGAGAGGGAAUCUCAUCAAUACAUAUAAAUAUCUCAAAGGUGGAUAUUAAAAAGAUGGUGCCAGAUUCUUUUCAGUGAUGCCCAACUACAGGACAAGAAGCAACGGCCAUAAACUAAAACACAAGUUCCCCCUCAACAUGAGGAAGAACUUCACAUUGAGCAUGGCAGAGCAUUGGAACAGACUCCCCAGGGAGGUCAUGGAGUCUCCCUCUCUGGAGACAUUAAAAACCCAUCUGGAAAUCUGCUUUUGAGGACUUAGAGAUCCACAAGUGUUGGUCAGUCUUUAAGAACCACCCUUUAGAAGCACAAGAGCAGGCAAUCACACUGUACCAAAAGUCAAGCAAGAAGGGCAGAAGAGCAGCUUGGCUGAACAGAGGACAUUACUAACUAGCUCCCUAAAGCACUUUAGAUUUCCUCUCUUGAAAUCCAGGGUAGCAAUUUUGAUGACCUUUUUUCUCAUUUACACCAAAAAAUUUAAACUGAACCAUUUCAUGGUCACUGUGGCCAAAAGAGACAUCUACCAUCCCAUCUCCCAUGAGUCCUUCUCUAUUCACAAACAAGUCAGGGGGGGCAUCUUUCCUAGCUAGCUCACUGAAUACUUGUGAGAAGAAAUGAUCUUCAGCAUAAUUCUGGAACUUCUCAGACUUGCUUGUCGCAGUUGUGUGAGAAGUUGAAAUUUUCCAUAAGGACAAGUGUUGGAGGUGCCCCAAGAAAGUCCUAUGAGUGGUGGAAGAGACUUAAUGAGGAGAGAUCAGAGGAAGAGGAAGAAAACAUCUCAGAGUGCACCUAUGCCGUCAUGCACAAGAUAUGAUCAUCAUAAUCACGAGAGUGCCUAUUUCCAGUGUUUUACUUAGUUAUACAAUUGUUCCCUUGUUGGCAUAUGUUUUAUUAUGAGAAUGUGUGAUUCCCUUCUCUGUACCCCUGUUACCUCUUCUCCUAUUGGUUCUAUGUAAACCUUUUCCUUAUUUGUCCAACCCUGCUGCAUUGCAGUACUCCCCAUAGAUGGUUUUUCAUUUGUCCAUGUUUAGAUAAGUUCCACCCCUGUUACUGUGAUUGGCCACUCCUUGAAUACUUCUCCCAGUCUCCACCCUUUGUUCUAGCAAGUUCCCUACUCUCCCUUUAUAAGCUAGUGUCCAUGUUCAAUAAACGGCCAUUUUGUGUC